This is a messenger RNA of Eutrema salsugineum, 870 nucleotides long. Its product is annotated as biotin carboxyl carrier protein of acetyl-CoA carboxylase 2, chloroplastic. Bases 114 to 866 code for a protein of 250 amino acids. The record is from RefSeq and is a predicted model, not a curated record. Gene Ontology annotation, cellular component: acetyl-CoA carboxylase complex. The transcript is spliced from 7 exons. NCBI's taxonomy places the organism in Eukaryota, Viridiplantae, Streptophyta, Magnoliopsida, Brassicales, Brassicaceae. Gene Ontology annotation, biological process: fatty acid biosynthetic process. Gene Ontology annotation, molecular function: acetyl-CoA carboxylase activity.
AAAUCAGAUUCUUUUACUCAAAAAGAAAAAAAGAAAAGAAAAAUCUGUCUCUCAUAUCUCUCUUCUUCCUGCUUCCUUGGUUUCAUCGUCCACUGCAUUUUCAUAUCUCAACAAUGGCGUCAUUGUCGGUACCUUUCGCCAAAAUCUCUGCUCCAAACCGGCGAAUCGGAUCAAUUCCUGGAAUCCGAUGGCAGCCGCAACCCAACGGAAUCUCCGUUCUCUCCAACGUAUCUCAGAAUCAAUCUACAAUGUGGAGGUUGAGUGCGACAACCAAUGAGGUUGUCUCUAACUCGACCCCAAUGCCUAAUGGUGGGUAUUUGAACGGAAAUGUGAAGACCAAUGUUCCUGAACCCGCCGAGAUCUCUGACUUUAUGGCUAAAGUCUCUGGUCUUCUUAAGCUUGUGGAUUCAAGAGACAUAGUGGAACUUGAACUGAAGCAGCUUGACUGUGAAAUUGUUAUUCGAAAGAAGGAAGCUUUACAGCAACCUGCACCACCAGCUCCAGUUUAUCACUCGAUGCCUCCUCCUCCAAUGGCGGGCCUUCCAAUGCCUCCAUCUCAACCAGUGGCUUCUCCUGCUCCCUCCUCAUCCCCUGCAACAGCAAAACCAGCAACUGCUCCUUCCUCUUCUCAUCCUCCACUCAAGAGUCCUAUGGCUGGUACUUUCUACAGAUCUCCUGGACCGGGUGAACCCCCUUUUGUCAAGGUUGGAGAUAAGGUGCAGAAGGGUCAAGUUGUUUGCAUUAUCGAAGCUAUGAAACUGAUGAACGAGAUUGAGGCUGAGAAGUCAGGAACCAUCACUGAAUUACUGGCUGAAGAUGGAAAACCAGUCAGCGUUGACACGCCUCUGUUUAUCAUCGUACCAUGAAACG